UGCGCGUACCCCUAUAUCGCGUGGUGGAGAUCAUCCAUAUUGCUGCUAGUGGUGGAGUUAAGGUUGUAAUCCUGAGAGGCCCUCGGACACGUUUCUUUAUUUUUAUACAUGUUUUAAUCCAGCGCGGACUACUCUGUGUCUAGACUGAAGCUCUUUUGGUCGAGGAGCGACAGAGGAGCGGCAGACUCCGCGGAACAACUUCACAUUUCCUUGAAAUUGAAGGCGAAUUCGGGCCGGGGGGAGGACUGGUAAUCCUGAGGGGGGAAGAAAGACGGCGGUGGGAAAUGGCCACUCAGGUGGAGACUCUCCUGCCCGGCAACCCGCUUGCCAAAGCGGAGGAGCACGGUAAAGUGAUCCGCGGUGAGCCGGAGGAAGAGGAGGGCGGCCAGGGCGACGGGGCCAAGCGGCAGACGGGUGUCGCCGAUCAGGGGAGCAGCAGCGGCAGCAGCAGCCCCGGGCAGGGAGGGACCCCCGGUACGGAGGAGCAAACCUCCAAACAGGCGACAGAGGAGAGCAAAGGGGGUUGUGACAGCGACGACAAGCAAAACGAGGAAGGUGUUAAAAGCAGCAACAGAAAGGAGUUUACUGAAGCUCCCCCGCCCAAGGUGAACCCGUGGACUAGGAAAAUGAAUGCGGUGACCGUGGUCAGCGUGAAUGGACAAGCACACCACGAGUCUACCGGCCCUGCCAAGGUGGUGAGAGCAGGAAACCCACCCAAAGCCAGACGUGGAGGAAAGGUUGGAGAUUUUGCCGACGCCAACAGCUGGCCGACUCCAGGGGAGAUCGCAACUAAAGACAUGCAGAUUGAGGCAGUGACACGGACCGUGUCCUGCCCGCCGACUGUCAGGCAGGUCAGAGACUCAUGGAGAUUCACUGCUCCUAAAAGGACGGUGACGAUGAAGAAGGAGUCAAAGGAGAAGAGAGAGAUCAUCGAGGAGAGCAAGGAGAACCUGAAGGCCAAGUCAGACGACUCCGGAGAAGAGAAGAAUGGCGACGACGACUCCCAGAAGAACGGGCCGAAGAAGAAAGGAAACAAGCAGAAGUGGGUUCCCCUGAUGAUCGAAGUGAAGUCCGAGGGUCCCAGGGAGCGCUCGGCCUCUAGGAACAACAGCAGACAGAAUGAAAACCCCCGUCUGCCUCCAAACGCCAGGAACGACCUCAGAGACUGGCACAGUCAAAAGUACGAGCGGGAAUGGCGUGACGACCACGACGAGGUGUCCAGUGUGAAGAGUGAGGGAGCGCCGUUCCGCGGAGGGUUCAGAGGUCGCGGACGUGGCAGAGGAAGAGGCCGGGGACGAGGCAGAGGUGGGAGAGGCCACUAUGACUACCACUACAGCUACAAGCCCUACGAUAUGAAAGACGGAUCCUACGGCCAGAAGUUUGGCAACACGGUGACCUACUACUACGACAAUAUGAGCAGCAACGACCUUUACUCGGUUGAUCAGGACCUGCUGAAGGACUAUAUCAAGAGGCAGAUUGAGUACUAUUUCAGCCUGGACAACCUGGAGCGGGACUUCUUCCUUCGGAGGAAGAUGGAUCAGGAGGGUUUUCUGCCCAUUGGGCUAGUCGCCAGUUUCCACAGAGUGCAGGCCCUCACCACCGACGUCAACCUCAUUAUGGAAGCUUUGAAGGACAGUAAGGAAGUGGAAGUGAUCGACAUGAAGAUCCGCCGGAAGGUGGACCCAGAGAAGUGGCCUCUGCCGGGACUGAGCAUGCCUAACCAAACCCACACCGAUUUCUCUCAGCUGAUCAACUGCCCUGAGUUUAUCCCAAGGCAGAUGACCGAGGAGCCCAGAGGAUCUCCCAGGGCCUCCACACCAGUAAAGCAAAAGACCAGGACUGAAUCAGAUACCUCCAACCUCAAGACGAUGCCCAAGGGCCUCUCCGCCAGCCUCCCCGACCUGGACUCUGAGUCCUGGAUUGAGGUCAAGAAGAGGCCCAGACCCUCACCGGCCAGACCCAAGGCCCCCUCGUUGCAGCAGCAGAAGGAAAAGGACGACUCGAUUCGCUCCCCGGUGCCCCAGCCUGGCCCCUCGCCUGCCCCUGCUACCUCAGGAAAUAAGGAUGGAGCGGAGCAGGACGAACCGGAGGAGCUGGACUUCAUGUUUGACGAGGAGAUGGAGCAGAUGGAUGGUCGGCGCAACACCUUCACGGACUGGUCGGACGGGGAAACGGACGGCGAAAUCGAUGACCAGGAUGUCAACAAGAUCUUGAUUGUGACACAGACGCCGCCCUACCUGAGGAAGCACCCGGGGGGCGACCGCACGGGACACCACACAUCGCGCGCCAAGCUGAGCAGCGAGCUGGUCAAGGUGAUCAAUGAUGGUCUCUUCUACUACGAGCAGGACCUGUGGGACGACACGUACGAGCCCGAGUACGCCAUCAUCAAGCAAGAGGUGGAGAACUUCAAGAAGGUCCACCUGAUCACCCGUGAAGAGUUUGACUGCCUGACCCCUGAACCCCCUGUCGACCCAAACCAGGAAGUCCCCCCAGGCCCCCCUCGACCCCAGCAGAUCCCCACAGACGCUUUGGCAAACAAACUCUUCGGUGCCCCUGAGCCCUCCUCAAUGGCUCGCUCGCUCCCAACUACUGUGCCUGACUCGCCCAACUACCGCAGUGCCCGGACGCCCCGCACGCCUCGCACACCUCACCGUAAGGACUCGACCAUGACGCCGCGCUUCUACCCAGUGGUGAAGGAAAGUCGGCCUGUAGAUGCCAAGACACCCAGGAAGAGGAAGACCCGACACAGCUCCAACCCACCCAUGGAGUGUCACGUCGGCUGGGUGAUGGACUCCAGAGAGCAUCGCUCCCGUACUGCCUCUGUCAGCUCGAAUGCCAGCCCAUCAGAGGGCACCCCUGUCCUGGGUAACAUUGGCUGCACACCUCAGUCCCUCCCCAAGUUCCAGCACCCAUCACACGAGCUGCUCAAGGAAAACGGCUUCACGCAACACGUUUACCACAAGUACCGCCGGCGCUGCCUAAAUGAGCGAAAGCGGUUGGGAAUAGGCCAAUCACAGGAGAUGAACACACUCUUCCGUUUCUGGUCGUUUUUCCUGCGAGAUCACUUCAACAGGAAGAUGUACGAGGAGUUCAGACAGCUGGUGGUCGAGGAUGGGAAAGAAGGAUACAGGUACGGUUUGGAGUGCCUGUUCAGGUACUACAGCUAUGGUCUAGAGAGGAAGUUCAGGCCAGACAUCUUUAAGGACUUCCAGGAGGAGACCAUCAAAGACUACGAGGCUGGCCAGCUUUAUGGACUGGAGAAGUUCUGGGCCUUCCUUAAAUACUCCAAAGCCAAGACCUUGGAGAUCGACCCCAAGCUGCAGGAGCACCUGAGCAAGUUUAAACGUCUGGAAGAUUUCAGAAUUGAUCCACCGAUGGAGGAAGGAGGCCGCAGAAGACACUCGUCCAGCGGGGACGGUCGCCGCCGGCACCCCUCUCAGCCUUCCAGCCGGCCCCACAACCAGGCCAACUCGGGCCCCAGCCCGGCCCUCACCUCCCAUGGCCUCGCAGCCAAGGAUGAUGCCAAACUCACCAGCCAGAAAGCCCCCACCGCUGACCCUGCACCGGAUGCCAAGACACUGAAGUAACUCCACAAACACGCCGGCCAACAUGGAUCAACUCAACCAAGUCUGCAAAUCGCUGGUUCUCUCUACGCCACAGGAGGGGGGAGGGGGGCGUCCAGCUCUUCAUUCAAGCAUGAGAAUUAUUUUUUUUGUUUCCCUACGACAACUUUUGAUUGAGAAAUAAGGAAGACAAAUACUUAACAUGAUUUAUUAAUUAGUUUUAAGUUUUGUCUUAAUGAGGCAAGGAAUUAGUGAAUUUUUUUUUUUUUUUUUUUUUUUUUAUAAAUCUUUUACAAAUCAUUGCCAGUCCACACGGUAGAUGGUUUAGUGAUGAUUUACCAUCCUGGAAAUGUUAUUUUUAUUUUUUUUUUUAUUUUUUUUUAUAUUUUCAUGUUGACCCCCCCUCUCUUUCACUGGGACCCCUCUUUGACCGUCACUGUCCUGCUGGCUGAAAGAUAUUAGAUUUCUCGCCCAGAUCUCAGAUUUAUGAUUAUUAUUUCUUUGGCAUGUGGUGAGAUUGGAGACUUGGAAAUAGUUUGAACAACACUGAGCAUCUGAAAGCAAUGCUAGAAGCCUGCUAGAGGCCGUGCUGCUCCUGACAUCCAACCGGACCAAAGUGGUUUGAACCGAGCGACUGACAUUUCCAUCCGCAGAGCCCCCAGUGCUCACAGUUGAGGGGCUAAAAUAAAAAAAUAUUUGAUUUACUUUAUGGCUGGACAUUGAGGGGAAAAUAUUAAAGAACCAAAUGAUAAAAGUAGAGGAAAAAAAAGACUUGUACCAAUCCCUCAGUGUGGACAUGAUCAUUGAAAGUUGCCUUAUUUUAAUGGUUUUACUGCUUCUAACUUGUGCCCGCCACCUUAUUGUCGAUUGUACAGCAUUGAAAUUACCCAUAUAUCUGGUCACAGCUUCCAGCAGAGGCCACUAGGUGGUGCUCUGUCUGCUAACCCCCCCCCCGUCACUUUUUCUGAACUGUCUUCCAAGUGUCACUCGGUCUGUUACAAGUCUGUAAUUCUUCCCUGUGUUUGCAAGUUGUGGCUUUUUGUGCUGAAACACAUCAACCUGGUGGAAGUUUGCCCCCCACCCCAAAAAAACACUUUGGUGGGGUGGAGAGUUAGGAAGGGAGAGUCCCUGAUAAUCUCCCUUUGGGUGCUUCCUGACUUUCCCUCUCCCCCUGCGCCUCCCCAUCAGACGAGCUGCAUCCAUCCGUUCAUCCAUCCGUUCGACAUCCAUCCAUCAGUUGACGAUAGUGACGAUCAGGACUGGAAUCAUCAAUCUGGAUUACUUGAAGAAGCGAUGGUUAUGAGGAGGGCCGUCGUGCUCUGUCGCAGGUGCUCUGGGUGGAGACGCUGACGAGGCUCAGACAUUUGGCCUCUGAGUUCAGGAAGCUUAUGGGCCUCGAGCGCUCACCACCUCUUUUCUGUUUCACACAGCAGAUACACACAUCAGUUACAGGCAUGAACACUGACACAGGUACAGAUGUAGCAGCGUGAGCAAGCUGAACACAAAACACACACACACAGCUCGAUGUCUUGCCUCGCUGUGGAGAAAAAUUCAAGACUGGAUUGUCCAUUCACACUCUGUUCUGUUCAGUCGUCACGCUUCCUACAGUCAGCUGUGUGGAUAAUCUAAAUCUUUAUCCAACUCGAGUACUGAUGAUAUCAAGUAGAAGAGUGAUUUUCCUCCACUAAUGUAAAUGUGAAUUUGACAGAUGAAGAGAAAUGAUUACAGCUCCCUGCUACAUGUUUUUGUUUAUAGAACAGAUUAUAUAUUUGCCUUAUGUACUCUUUACAUUUUUUUAAAAUGGUCUCAUGAUUAAUCUAAUGCUUUUUAAUUUCAAUUUGCAGUGUUUCUAGUGUUGUUGUUGUUGUUGUUGUUGUUGUUGUUGUUAUGAUGGAGGUAGGGCUUGUGUUAGGCUGUUAAAACAUCUGUGGAAGCAGGAACAUAAUUCACAACACAAAAGGGAAAGUUGACAUCAGGGCGUCGACAGGUAUUCAGUGCAGAAACUAAACCGAUAAGCUUAUAGUAUUUCACGUUGAAAUCAGUGACUUUGCGCUUUUUUCUUUUAGUAAAGAUAUUUUUGCCAAGAUGACAGAGCAGUGUUUCCAACUACAAACUGUUAACAUGACUCAAACUAAUUAUUAAAUCUUCAGCCUCCAGGUUUUCUACAAAUCUGGCAAAGUCUAAAAACAGAAAUUAUUUGAUUUUGCGAUGCAAAUUGAACAGGAAGUUAUUAAAUUCUGGGGAAAAAAAUCUUAGUACACGUGUGGAUAUCCAGAUGCUUAGUGAAAUGGCCCAAUUCCCGUUAACUUACUACAGUGUUUGUUGCAAAGUUUUUGCUUCCAAGUGAUGAGCUAUUUAAUGUGAAACAGCACAGUCACAUGAAAAAGUUCAAAUGCAUUUGAGCUUAAGAGUUUGGAAGAAGCCUCACAAUCUUUAGAUGAAACUGUACUGGACGCUUGUGUCUGUUUUUUUUUUUUUUUUUUUUUUUCUUCUUCUUCUUGGUCCUUUCCGUAAUAAUCGUUCAGCCUGUUGAUUGAUGUUCCAGCAGAGUGGAGGUGGAUUUCACAUUGUCCUGUCAGUUUCUGUUCUUCAGUUUCUUCCUCUAAAUCCAGAACUGUUGGAAACAUGAAAAUGUAAAGCAAAGCUGUACUUGUUUUCUUUUUUUAUUUUCUUUGUUUUGUUGGUUUAUCUUCAGGGAGAUUUGGAUCACUUUCAGAGGCUUACAGUUGAUGCAUCAAAGUGUUUACUGGAGGUUUAAAGACGGAAUAAUAAGAGCUACAAAAUAUUCCGACAAGGAAAAACUCAUGCAUUUCCCAAAACCAGUGAAGCCUUUGAAUGGGUGAGCUGGUGUGUGUGUGUAUAUGUGUGUGUGUGUGUGUGUGGCUGCAGAUAUGGCAAACUGCUACUAGGAGGCCGCCUUCCUGGGACAGUCACAUGAUCCCUUCCUCUAAUGUGAUCAUCACCUGCCAUCACCUGUCAGCGGACAUUUGGGGGUUUCAGGUGUUUUGUUUCUCUAUCAGCAUAGAACUGCUGCUAGCUGUCCAGACAAACUAUAGGGGGCGCCGCACCCUCCGCUAAUCAGUUUUACUCGACUUGGCCAGCUGGCCGGACACUGGAGAGAUGAGUGAUGGACGUGGGAAUUGGAGCAGAAUACGAGAAGAGAAAGAGCCCAACUGGGGUUUGUGAUGUCGCUCAGAGUAAUAUGGCUGGUUAUGAUGUCUGGAGACUGAAAAAAAAAGGACAAAAUUCCAUAAAGCCAUAUGAAUAAGAUAUAACUGUAUAUGAACCAUUAAAAUAGUUCAUUACAUUACAAUAUCCUAGGCUUGUCAUGAGGAAAAAAAGAUGAAAACGAGGAAAAAAGGAACAAAAAAAUAUAAAAUGGAAAAAUGUAAAAUACUUGAAUGAGAUCUUGUAUUAUAACAUUUAAUAUUCAUAAUAUCUGCUUUGUAGGCUGAUGUGAUUCGCUAUUAGUGUUAUUUGUAAUUUGUAGUAAUUAUGCUUUUCCUUAUUAAAGAAAAAAACCACAAAACGGACAAAAAAACCUCAAA
Messenger RNA from Siniperca chuatsi (mandarin fish), 7111 nucleotides. It is a transcript of the gene larp1, whose product is annotated as La ribonucleoprotein 1, translational regulator. Gene Ontology annotation, cellular component: cytoplasmic stress granule; cytosol. Bases 285 to 3587 code for a protein of 1100 amino acids. The transcript is spliced from 21 exons. The record is from RefSeq and is a predicted model, not a curated record. Gene Ontology annotation, molecular function: RNA cap binding. NCBI's taxonomy places the organism in Eukaryota, Metazoa, Chordata, Actinopteri, Centrarchiformes, Sinipercidae. Gene Ontology annotation, biological process: mRNA stabilization; positive regulation of translation.